GAGACCAAGCCGUGUUUUUAUCUUGCGGAAGUGCACCGCAAAUUUACGCCGCCGCACUUCGCCACAGACGGCGACUCGAAAAAUAGAAAGUUCGCUUCUCGUGGUUUGUCGCUGCUUUCGUCGAAGAAAUAAAACCUCGUUGAAUUGCACCAACUGCCAUCGAGCUUACACAUAAACUAAACAAGAAUGAUAGAAUCGCGAGCGCCCUGGUCGUUCGUCUUUCGUAUUCGUGUACGACCCCCUCGCACAGAAUGCACAAGUUCGGCUCGCGUGAUGCAUGCGACAGCCCGCAUGCGUAUUUGUUAUCUGUUCAACCGCAGCUGUUUUUAGAACGCGGACCACUCGAUAUUAAGAGAAAACCUACAGAAGUCUUGUUAAAAAUAAAGGAAUCGUCAUAGCAGAAUUGGCUUAUCCUUAGCACGGGGCCCCCGCCGAAUCAUGAUCAAUUGGCCGAUUACGUACUUCUUCCCCUAUCACGUGCUGGACUGCGUCGGCCUCCAGGGUACGAAAGGAGCGACGUCGCUUGCAGUUGACAACUACUGCUUUUGAUUCGUAGAUUGUUUGUGCAUGCCAACCAACCGGCUCGGGUCCUUUUUGGAAGGCAUGGGUGCGGGGGAAUCAACUCGACAAUACAACAACGGAUAAUGUUUCCUCGUGUCGCGUAGUUGCAUUCUCAUUUAUUUUCUUAUUGCGCUUGGUCCUUCGGUCUUGACACCAGUGCACGUUGUACAAGUGUUGAUUACUAGACUGCUCCUCCAAAGCACCAGGACCCGAAGCCCCGGUCGACCAGGUCUGUUCGACUGCCGGAUCAGGGCGAGUUCGUUGUUUUCGCAUUUUUUUCGCAUGGCAUACCCACCGCGUUUGUCGGAUACGCGGCCUACGUGAUCGCGGGGAUGGGUGGCCGCUACGCGGAGGUGACGCACCCGGGCUGCCCCGAGGCGCGGGUGCGCGUGUACCAGUUGGUGUCCGGGGCCGUCACACUGUGCGCCUUCAACUUCUGGGCCUACCAUUCACUCCGAGCGGUGUGCAAACUGGACAUCAUGCCCACCGUGUCGGCCCUGUACGAGGAAGACAAGGCCCUGGCGAGCGCCGCGGCGACGGGGGGCACAACUUCGUUCUUGUUUGUGGGCGACGAACAGGACAACGCAACAACGAGGACCGACGAAGCAUUGUCCUCGCUGGGACACCCCCGGCCGUCUUUUGACGGGGAAACGCCGAAGAUGUUGAUCUCGGCCGGUGGUCAUCGUGCUCGAGUCGACGCUAUUCCAUUGGUGAGGAUCGUAAAUCCGAGUAGUAGACGAGUGGAUGGCACUGCUGGAUACCUUCUCUUCGCUGCCCUACCGUACCCGCACCACAAUCGCACCGCCUGCGGUGACAGCAGAACUUGCCGCUUGCGACGCGUAAGAAUGAGCGCGCCUUCGGGGAUGAAGAACGGCAGCAAUAACAGCGAGAGGAGGGCGAGGAAGGUAUACUGCGAAGAGAAACAAAGCGACCGCUUGAGAUUGUACCAGCGUGCGGCGGAGUUUAUGUUCUUAGAACGCAAAACAUCACGACGUAGGUCAAGCGAACGAUUGUUCGCGGAACUAACAAUGUGCGAUGUGGUCGAACCUGUUUCCUUUCGAGGAAAUCGAAAUGCGUAAAAUAACCCGGUAGUUCUAGUUCUUUGCGGUUUUUUUAGCAGGAGGCAUGUCGUAAAAA
Molecule: messenger RNA, 1698 nt
Organism: Amoebophrya sp. A120
Lineage: Eukaryota; Dinophyceae; Syndiniales; Amoebophryaceae
Source: the annotation of a GenBank genome assembly